Molecule: messenger RNA, 1428 nt
Organism: Hibiscus syriacus
Lineage: Eukaryota; Viridiplantae; Streptophyta; Magnoliopsida; Malvales; Malvaceae
Product: beta-glucosidase 12-like
Exons: 12
Coding region: 157-1386 (409 amino acids)
Biological process (GO): carbohydrate metabolic process
Molecular function (GO): beta-glucosidase activity
Source: RefSeq, a predicted model, not a curated record
GGAUCGGCUGCUUACCAGAUCGAAGGAGCGGCUCUUGAAGAUGGAAAAGGACCAAGUUUCUGGGACAAUUUCGUUAGAAAAUAUCCAGAAAGGAUCGUUGAUGGAAGUACAGGGGAUGUAGCAGUUGAUUUUUAUCAUCGCUACAAGGAGGAUAUAAUGCUUAUGAAGAGAAUUGGUUUGGAUUCCUUCAGAUUCUCCAUUUCAUGGUCCAGAAUUUUACCCAAGGGGAAACUCAGUAGAGGAGUGAACCCAUUGGGUGUCCAAUUCUACAACAAUCUCAUUGAUCAUCUCCUUGCCAAUGGUAUAAAGCCCUUUGUGACUUUACUCCAUUUUGAUCAUCCCCAAGCUCUUGAAGAUGAAUAUGGUGGAUUUUUAAGUCCCAAGAUUGUGGAUGACUUUGUUGAUUAUGCUGGUUUUUGCUUUAAAACGUUUGGGGAUAGAGUGAAGCAUUGGGUGACGAUGAAUGAACCAAAUGGGUGGAGCACGGGACUUGCCACUGGCUCUUCCACUUCAUCGAACCAGUCUUAUAUCUUAGCCCAUCACUUCCUUCUUUCCCCAUGCACUCCAACGGCUAUGAACGUGCAGGCAUCUCAAAAGGGAGAAAUCGGAAUUACCUUAGUAACCUUCUGGUUCAUUCCAAAAUAUGAUACAACUGAAGACCGCAAGGCAGCUUCCAGGGCAUGGGAUUUCCUUUCCGGAUGGUUUUUAGAUCCAGUAAUCCACGGUGAGUAUCCAAAGAGCAUGCAGGCAUUGGUAGGGAGCAGAUUGCCCAAAUUCACUAAAGCAGAGUCCAAGAUGUUAAAAGGGUCCAUUGAUUUCCUCGGUGCAAAUUAUUACACUAAAGCAGAGUCCAAGAUGUUAAAAGGGUCCAUUGAUUUCCUCGGUGCAAAUUAUUACACUUCAAACUACGCAGCAAAUGCUCCUCCGUCAAAUACUUCCAACUUGUUCAGUGAUGCCAGGGCAAAUAUCACAACCGAGAAGAAUGGAGUCCCGAUCGGCACACCCACUGAUGUGAGCUGGCUUUUCGUAUAUCCGAAGGGUUUGAGAGAUCUUAUGCUACAUAUAAAGAAGAAAUACAACAAUCCACCUAUUUACAUCACGGAGAACGGGGUGGCUGAAGCAAAGAAUGACUCGUUGCCAAUAAAAGAAGCCCUCAAAGAUAGCACAAGGAUCAGAUACCUUGACGGCCACUUAAAGUUCCUGUUAAAAGCAAUACAGGAGGGUGUUGACAUAAAGGGUUACUACAUGUGGGCGUUUCUGGAUGACUUCGAGUGGACUUCUGGGUAUACCCUUAGGUUUGGGUUCACAUACAUUGAUUACAAGAACAAAUUGAGAAGAUACCUUAAGCAUUCAGCUUACUGGUUCAACAAGUUUCUCCAUAGUUAACUGCAACAGUCCAGCCCAUUGCGGGGGCAAUACCCAUGCCCA